Molecule: messenger RNA, 1579 nt
Organism: Hevea brasiliensis (rubber tree)
Lineage: Eukaryota; Viridiplantae; Streptophyta; Magnoliopsida; Malpighiales; Euphorbiaceae
Exons: 7
Coding region: 91-1263 (390 amino acids)
Biological process (GO): peptidyl-lysine trimethylation
Cellular component (GO): mitochondrion
Molecular function (GO): protein-lysine N-methyltransferase activity
Source: RefSeq, a predicted model, not a curated record
AAACAGGCCAUUAUACAAUCCCGCGCCAACCAGCGGUUGCUUCCCUCCCUGGGUCUGCUAAGUGCUGACAGCAUCCGCCUGCAGCAAGAAAUGUCCAAGAGUCAUUUCUUCAAACACCUAUCUUACACUUUCUCCUGGGGCCUCCGUCGCUCAUUAUCUCUCUCUUCUCUCUCAAGCUUCAAACCUGAAUGUCGAUACCGAUCAAAACCCAAUUCUUCGCUCUUCUCAAUGAUUAAUCUCGUAUCUUCUUUCUCGUCUGUUCGUUCUGGCACUUCACUCGCUGCUUCGCACGAUACCUCUGCAACUACUGAUUCCUCUGCUUACCUUUCUGUUCGCAUUCGCUGUCCAAAAGAAGUAGCUGAUAUGUUUUCAGAAGCUCUUUUAUGCUUUGGUGCAAGUUGUACCAGUAUAGAUGAACAAGAUGACUGUGAGAGCUCUCAUGAGAUUCACAUUGAUUCUGUGUUUCCUCAAUUCCAAGAUGUGGAUGUGUGCCUUUCACAAGCUGCUGAUUCCAUAGGCUUGAAAGAGAUACCAGCCUAUGAGGUUAAAAUGGGGGAGCAAUGUGACUGGAUUCAGAAGACACAGGAAUCAUUUCAUCCUCUGGAAGUUACUGAAGGACUUUGGAUUGUGCCUGAGUGGAGAUCUCCCCCAGAUGUUGGGGCAACAAAUAUAAUUCUGAAUCCUGGAUUAGCAUUUGGAACUGGGGAGCACUCUACUACUAAGUUGUGCCUAUUGCUGCUACGAGGUUUGAUAAAAGGAGGAGAAUUUUUCUUGGACUAUGGUACAGGUUCUGGAAUUCUUGCAAUUGCAGCACUUAAGUUUGGUGCUUCUUUGUCAGUUGGAAUUGAUGUAGAUCCCCAAGCAAUCACAUCUGCAAGUCGUAAUGCUGCUCUAAACAAUAUAAGACCUGAGACAAUGGAAUUACGCCUAGUUUCCAACAAAACCUGCACUUCCUUGAUGAAUGAAGGGACAAAUGAGGCUGUCAAAGAGCACAGCACUUAUGGAAUGGGACAUGUAUCUGAAACAGAGAAAUAUGAUGUGGUCAUUGCUAAUAUACUUUUGAAUCCUCUCUUGGAAUUGGCAGAUCAUAUUGUUUCUUAUGCUAAACCUGGGGCAGUAGUUGGCUUGUCUGGUAUUUUAUCUGAGCAGCUUCCAUACAUUAUGGAUCGAUAUUCAGUGCUCUUGGAAGACAUAUCUGUGUCAGAGAUAGAUGACUGGGCAUGUGUAAGUGGAAAAAAGAAAAGAAGUGUUGAUAGCAGCUGAAGGAGACAAUCAGUACUAUUGGACUAUUAGCAAAAGAAGCCCCAAAUGCUCAAAUCAGAACCUUUGUCACAUCAGGUAACAGUGUUCAUUUUCCAAGCUUAUGCUGCCUAACAGGAUCUGAAAGCCAAGAAUUCACUCCAACCUGGAUUGUGGAACAUCAUGAAACGAUAUUCUGAUUUUAUUGAAUUUGAGAAAAAAACUGAUUUUUUUAUCUAGGUGAUAUUUCUGACCUUUAUGGUUUGAUAUAUUUUUCUUAUGUAAAAAUACCUCAAAAAAGUGUAAUUAUUGAGAUUAAAUUUGUUCAUGUUAACUUUAA